AUGUCAGAACCAAAAGACCUACAAGCUGGUUUAACGGAAAAGUCAUCGAUGGCUCUAGAGGCUCCUCCCAUAGCACACGAUGCAGUCUUUGGUGAGAUCACUGAAGAAGGGCCGAAUUACCGCGACGUUGGAUGGCUAGGAACCGUGGCUCUCAUGCUGAAGACCCAAUUUGGGCUUGGUGUUCUAUCCAUCCCCCAAAUCCUUGACUCACUGGGAUUGAUCCCAGGUAUCAUAUGCCUGCUUGCAGUUGCAACCAUAACCACCUGGUCGAACUACGUUAUUGGUACUUUCAAAAGGAGGCACCCAGAGGUGUAUGCCAUCGACGAUGCAGGAGAGCUGCUGUUCGGCCGAGUAGGCCGUGAGGUCUUGGGUAUUGCGGUUUGCAUCUACUGGAUUUUUUGUUCUGGUUCCGGGCUAUUGAGCACAUCGAUAGGGUUGAACGCUGUUUCGGCCCACGGGACAUGUACGGCUGUCUUUGUUGCCGUGGCUUCAAUCGUUUCAUUCAGCCUGGCCAGCAUCCGCACUUUGGGGAAAAUGAAAUGGGCUGCGUGGGCUGGAGUGGCGUCCGUUUUCACGGCUGUUAUGAUAGCCACGAUCGCAGUCGGUAUCCAGGAACGGCCUUCGGCUGCGCCCAAGGGGGACGGACCCUGGGUAUCGGACUACAAGCUUGUUGGCAAUCCAUCGUUCGUCGAGGCAAUUACAGCAGUCUCGUCCAUCGUCUUUGCGUACGCCGGUACACCUGGCUUCUUUCCUAUUGCCGCAGAGAUGCGCGAUCCUUCACAGUACACAAGAUCCCUACUUAUCUGCCAGACUGCUCUAACUUCGAUAUACAUCGCUAUUGGUACCGUAAUUUAUUACUAUUGUGGCUCAUACGUUGCAUCACCAGCGCUUGGAUCUGCCGGUACCUUAAUCAAGAAGGUCGCAUAUGGCAUCGCACUUCCUGGCCUGGUGGCCAGUACGGUCAUCGUUCUUCAUUUCUCAAGCAAAUACCUCUUCGUCCGCAUCUUACGAGGAUCCGAACAUCUAACCGCCAACACAUUCAAACAUUGGGCAACAUGGUUGAGCUGCACUUUCGCCAUUACGGUUUCAUCGUACCUCAUUGCCAGUGGCAUCCCCAUCUUUUCCGAUCUGGUUUCCCUCGUCGGCGCCCUACUGGGAACGUUCAUGUCCUUCCAGCCGAUGGGCUGCAUGUGGUUAUAUGAUAAUUGGAAAAGUGGCAGAGAGCAACCAACCCUCAAAUGGAUGCUCCUUUCGUCCUGGAGCAUCCUAGUCAUUGUCUCUGGAUCUUUCUUGAUGGUUGCUGGAACCUAUGGAUCCGUCGUCAAUAUUAUUGCGUCUAGCAAGGCUACUUCAGGUUCUUCUGCGUGGUCUUGUGCUGAUAACUCGAACUCGUGA
Molecule: messenger RNA, 1395 nt
Organism: Aspergillus pseudotamarii
Lineage: Eukaryota; Fungi; Ascomycota; Eurotiomycetes; Eurotiales; Aspergillaceae
Product: transmembrane amino acid transporter protein-domain-containing protein
Exons: 6
Coding region: 1-1395 (464 amino acids)
Biological process (GO): amino acid transmembrane transport
Cellular component (GO): vacuolar membrane
Molecular function (GO): amino acid transmembrane transporter activity
Source: RefSeq, a predicted model, not a curated record